Caenorhabditis remanei is the source of this 1113-nucleotide messenger RNA. RefSeq lists its product as uncharacterized. NCBI's taxonomy places the organism in Eukaryota, Metazoa, Nematoda, Chromadorea, Rhabditida, Rhabditidae. Gene Ontology annotation, molecular function: zinc ion binding; sequence-specific DNA binding; DNA-binding transcription factor activity. Bases 1 to 1113 code for a protein of 370 amino acids. The transcript is spliced from 9 exons. Gene Ontology annotation, biological process: regulation of DNA-templated transcription. The record is from RefSeq and is a predicted model, not a curated record.
AUGGCUUGUGCCUCAUUCUUCCGGAGAACUGUUUCUUUCGGAAUCCGAUUUCUGUGCAAGUCUAAUAAUGAUUGCGUUAUUUCUCCAGACAUCAAAUUCAUCUGUCGAUCAUGUCGAUACAAUAACUGUAUCAAAGCAGGAAUGAAAAGAGAUCAAGUCCAACAGAAAAAAGACGAACAAAAGAUGCCGAAAUACAUAUUGGAAUCAAGGAAACUUGGUGUUCAGGAGAUUGUUCGAGGAUACACCACCACGAGAAACUCUGGUAGUGUCGCCUCGUCAGGCUCCGGAAGUCCCACGAAUUCCUCUCGAUCUGUUUCUCCUGAUUAUCCAGCUGGUCCUUCUUCUGAAGUGCCUUCUGACUAUUCAACUCAAGACACCCUUGAUGACUCUGAAUUCAGUUCAAUACUGAAUGCGAAAUAUGAUGAAUUGCUGCAGUAUUAUGUGAAACAAAUUGAGAGAGCCACUGUGAAAAGGCAAUGCCAAUUACCCGAGGACCCUUACCAACAGUUCUUAAUCUCCAAAAAAAUCAACGAUCAACUAGCCCUUGAAAUCUGUCAAACCUGUCCUGGAACAGAUCUUCUUGAAAGAACUGAUCUGGAAGUCCUCUUUCGUUAUUGCUCUUUUUCGAGUCUGUGGAUGGAUUCAGCAUGGAUUACUGUAGCUACCAGUAGCAACAUGAGUGGCGGAGAUACGGAUACUACAAAAUCGCAGUUUACGGAAUACGAAAAUGGAAAUGAUCAAACAAGAGAAGAUGAUACCAAUAUGUCAACAAUUCUCGUCAAAUUCAUUCUUCAUUUUCACUCCAACAUCACUUCUGAAUUGUCACGUCUUCAAUUGGACGUCUUCGAGUAUGCCGCCUUGAAGUCAUUCUGUAUAUGGAAACUGGCUCUUCUCGAUUCAACUCUCACGUUGAAAAUUGUCGCCCAGGAACAGUAUUCAGGAGUGACAAGUGCACUGAGCAAGUAUUAUCAGUACGAUAAGAACAUGGAUCCCAGUGACGUGGCUACACGACUCGGUGACAUUACUCUCAUUCUGGGUUCCAUUUUUAAUGUCUACCAAGACAUGCUCCAAAUGUAUGGAAUCCUUGGUAUCGAUCUCUCAUUUGACGGUUAA